Molecule: messenger RNA, 3343 nt
Organism: Paramisgurnus dabryanus
Lineage: Eukaryota; Metazoa; Chordata; Actinopteri; Cypriniformes; Cobitidae
Gene: hsd17b12b
Product: hydroxysteroid (17-beta) dehydrogenase 12b
Cellular component (GO): endoplasmic reticulum
Molecular function (GO): oxidoreductase activity
Source: RefSeq, a predicted model, not a curated record
CUACGUAACCAAUGCGGAAGCGGAUGUGUUUGAACGGUAACCAACUGACAGCGUGUAGCACCACAGCUAGCUGUACUUGUAGUUAAUACUGUGGAAGUUAUCUGAUAUAAACUUUUUGUAUACUUGUUUAAAAAAAAACAGAAAGGCACUUUUUUAUCAUGGAGUCAUUGCACGAGCUGCUAAGAGAUCCGAUAUAUUGGAUAGGUGUUGUCACUGUGGCCUGGCUGUCGCUGUGCACUCUGUGCUUUCUGAUAAAAGGGAUCCGUGUGUGGAUUGUGGGCAAUGGUAAUUUGGUCAGAGCCUCCAAACUCGGGAAAUGGGCAGUUGUGACUGGGGCCACCGAUGGAAUCGGAAAAGCCUAUGCGGAGGAGCUUGCUCGACGAGGUUUUGCUAUUGUUCUCAUCAGCCGUACACAGGAGAAGCUGGAUGAAGUGUCCAAAGCUAUCGAGAGCAAGUAUAACGUUGAGACCAAAACCAUUUCUGCGGACUUUGGAUCUGUCGACAUCUACCCUAAGAUUGAGUCUGGACUGGCUGGCCUUGAAAUAGGAGUUUUAGUUAACAAUGUUGGAGUGUCUUAUUCAUACCCAGAGUUCUUCCUAAACAUUCCUAAUAUUGACAGCUUCAUCGACAAUAUGAUCAACAUCAACAUUACGUCGGUUUGUCAGAUGACACGAUUGGUAUUGCCCAGGAUGGCUGAUAGGUCUAAAGGAGUGAUCUUGAAUAUUGCCUCAGCUAGUGGCAUGUACCCAGUUCCUCUCCUCACUCUCUAUUCUUCCACAAAGGCCUUUGUGGAUUUUUUCUCCCGUGGACUUGAUGCUGAGUACCAAAGUAAAGGGGUCAUUGUACAGAGUGUGCUGCCAUUUUUUGUGACAACCAAAUUGAGCAAGAUCAAGAGAGCCUCUCUUGACAUUCCCACUCCUGAACGCUACGUCAAAGCCCAGCUGAGCACUGUGGGCCUGCAAUCACAGUCGAACGGCUACCUACCCCAUGCCAUCAUGGGCUGGGUGACCACUUCUCUGCUUCCUACAAAACUUCUGAACAAAUACGUCAUGAGCAUGGGGUUGUCCCAGCGUGCCCGCUUUCUGAAGAAACAGAAGCAAGGUUAGAAGAGGAAAAAUGAACAGGCUGAAGGAUGGUGUGACAUAAUGGGGAAAGAAGGGACCAAUCAGAAAUUUGAAUCUCUUCCCUUUUGCUAUCAGGGGCCAAGAGCAGUCUCACCAAACUGUUCCUUAUUUGUCUGUCUGUUUCCAUUGAACUAGUUUGAGCCAAACAAUGCAUUUUACAGACAUCAGAGUGGUGUAUUGAGCUUUGGAGAGUUGUAGCUAACCAAAACAUGAUUGCUUGAAAAGUAUGACCAACAUUUCUUAUUAGUUUGACUAAAUGAUUAUGGCUACAGAAUAGCUUAAGUCUAUGUAAUGUUAUUUGUAAUGCAACAAUCGCUAAGCACUGAUUUUUCCUAGUCAUUUACUAGUUUUCUAGUAAAAGUCAUCUGUUAAACAUAAGUUAAAAGAAACAUGUUUCCAAUUUCUAUGAAAUAUCUAUUUGCAUCAAAAGCAUAUCCAUUAUUUCAAUCAAAAUAAAUGAUCAUCCCUCUUCCUGCAUUUUUUUAAACCUUGGAAACCCAUGGGGUCAAAUUUGGCCGCUGUUAAUUGCUGUUACCCAAGGCUCUCCAGGGUUAAAAAUUGGUCAGGAUGAAUGAAUUGCAAAAUCUUCCAUCUGACUCUGCAGUUAUUUACAAGCUAUAUAAACUACUUAUGCUUAUCACAGAUGGCACUAUGAAUUUUAAUUCAAAAGAGAUACAGCUUUAUUGCACUAACACUGCUGUGAAAAGUUUAUGUCCUUUAUGUUGUGCAUUAGAAAUGUUUUCAACUGAUGAUUAACUUUGUAUUGCUGGUACUGCUGAUGUUAGGAUGCAAAUUUCAGUGAAAUGUACUGUAUAAGGUGUUUAUUUGGUAGAGAAAUUGAAAGCUUAGGCCUCAGUUCCGUUAUUAAAUCUGUCAUUGGCCGUGCACUGUUUUCACUAAAACAACACUAUACUAUACACAGUAUUCCUAAACCAUGUGAUAUUUUUCAGGUUUCAGUGUGAAUAACUUUUACAUAAUGUCAGUGUAAAGUCUGCAACCACAGAGUGGAGAGAACAACAGCAGCACUUGACUGUAAUGCUGAAGGAUCCAUACAAUGAGCAUGAUCUCUCUUUGUUGAGUGCCAAAUCCUGAGAGCUGUCCUUCUGCUCCCUCCCUGUUGCGCGCCGCAUGCGUACUGCUUGUUCCUGGCAGCAACGAGGUGAUUCCGGAGGAUACGAAUGGAAGUCGGAAGUGUGACAGUCCUGCGAAAGGGGAGGAGCCUGGAGAAAAUCAGUCAUUGAGUGGGAAGAGAAGACUUAUAUAAAGCUGCACAGUAGCAGUGGGUUGCAAACACUCAAGACGGAUACUGAACAAGAACAACAAACAGACUGAAGAAUAUCUUUUCAUCUGCUUUUGUUACUAGCAGUCUGGCACUUCUUGGCUUUCAAAGUGUGGUUUUGGAGGACUGAUUCACUUGGAAGAACUUCAGUUGGACACGGAGGUGUAUCGUCCACAGUUUUGCCAUAAGAGUUUGAAUAAUCUUUCUUCCCUCAUCAAGCCUACAAUCUCUCGGGAAUGACCACACAUUCGACAAGGAAGAGCAAUGCUUUUCCCACUCAUCAGAUGGCUUUGGCUAUGGAGGAAUUUCCCCAGCGGGUAUCCAGGGCCCAAGCCUGUGAGAGGGCCCGGUCCAUUUCUCGAAAGAGGACCCAGUUUACCUGUAGUAAAAUCAUAGAGGAGGUGGAAGAGGACAUACCAUAUCCAGUGGAUGAGGACAAAGCACGGCGUUCCUUCUUGCAGUCACUUGAGAGUCUGCGCAGAUGCAUACAGGGCCGUCAGUGACUCAAGGAGCAUGCAGGCCAGCAUGGACCUCAUAACCUUUACAGACAGAAAGACUGAGAUUCAGUGUAAUGGACACCAUUUUUAAAUGUCAGGGUAUGCUUCACAAUAAAGCUAGAAUGAUUUUCACAAAAAAAAUUAUCUACCAAAGAUAGGUAUAGUAAUUAUGUUCUUAUGUUGUUUAUUAAAUGAAUACUAUUUAUUUUCAGAAUGCUUUAUGAUUGUUUUUUGCACUAGUAAAUGGCUAAUGUGUAGCAUGUAGCCUUUGCAUGUGUGUCAAUCUGGCAAAGAAAAGCUGUGGAGCUUUGAUGGGCCACACAUUGUAAUGGAACGAGAGCAUGAAAUUUGUCAGCAGCAAAAUAUCUCAUGCUUUUACUGUUAAAGCAGUUGUUGUACAUUUAUACAACCUUGACAAUAAAGUCAAUUUUGGUAUAGAAAUA